This is a messenger RNA of Hydra vulgaris (swiftwater hydra), 1818 nucleotides long. The record is from RefSeq and is a predicted model, not a curated record. Lineage: Eukaryota; Metazoa; Cnidaria; Hydrozoa; Anthoathecata; Hydridae.
UUUUUAUUUUUCAAUAUAAAUUUGCAAAGUUAAAUGUUUUAAAUAUAGUGUAUGCUAUUUUCAGUUAGGUUGUUUCUUAUUGUUAAUAAUAUUUUUAUUACAGUGGCAAAUCCAAAAAAAGAAUAACGUAGUCGGUGAUUCCUCUUCAUUUCGAUGUACAUUGUAGAUAAAUAAAGUUAAGCAGAUUCAUCUGUCGAUAUUUGACAUUCAGUCUUUAUAAGCUCUGACAAAACCACCCCACAUCUUGACUACCAUCUGGAUCUGCCACUUACUGAACUUUAUCGUAGAUUGCUAGCAUUUUAACCAAUUGCACUUUUAUAAAUUAUUCUAAUAUGAUACUAUUCACGAAGCGUACAACUUAAAUAUUUCUCUAAAAAAUAACAACAGCUGCAAAUAAACUGGAUUAAUCUCUACAUUAAAAGUUGCCAUCUUUGUUUACAGUUAAGCAAAAGUAGAAAUGGACGCGCAUAAUGGUUCAAUGUUGAUAAAUAUUCAUUGUAUUGGUGGUGAUUACUUUGUUUGGGAUGCAGAACAUGUUUAUGAGCUUCGGAUGAAACAUAGAAUUUGUGGCGCUUUAGUUGGUGCAUUAUCUCGAAAGCCAUGGCAGACCAGCGUUAAUUCUAUGCCUUUAAUGUUGAUGCCAGAGGAAGUUUAUUUGUGUUUAAGCGAAGGCUUUGCUAAAUUACUUUUUAAUGAAAGACAAAAUGAUGUAGCUGUUUCUAACGACUGCGACGUAGACGCUUUUUGGAAUAAACGAAACGCAAUGGAACUUGAACAAAUUCUUCUUUUUAAAAAACGCAAGAUUGAAAAAGAGCAAAUGUUUUAUGGAAACAAUAAAAAGUUAAAUAGAAAAAAACGUAAAAGAUUAGUACAUGAAUGUCAAAAUGUGGAUGAACUUUGUUGCGAAGGAAACGAAGCAAGUCCUAAGAUUAAAGAAAACCAGUCAGAAAUAGUUUCUUUAGAUAUUUGCAAAAGUGAAUCUUUUCAAAUAGAUACAAAUAACGUAAACGUUGAUCAAAAAAUCUUAAAAUCGAAUGAAAAAGAACAAAUUUGUGACCUUAAUGUUACUGAUGACGAUAUUGAAUAUUAUCACAAUUCAGUGCGAGUUCAUAUACCUACAACACUCAAAAAUCAAUUUGUUUUUGAGAAAUCAAUGAGUUUUCCUUCUAGUUCGAAAGAUAAUUCGCAUAACCUUGUGUUUCAAUACUUUUGGAAAAAGGGUUAUUUUCUUACAUCAGCAGCAAAAUUUGGAGGUGAUUAUUUAGUUUACCCAGGUGAUCCUUUGAGGUACCAUUCUUUUUUCAUAGUUCUUGUUAAAGAUUGCGAAACUGGAUUUACACCAAAAGAAUUAAUUAAUUAUGGUAGAUUAGCUGCUUCAGUUAAAAAAACAGUUGUACUCACACAUGUUGACACUGAUAAAAAUGUUAAAUGUAUCUCAUUGGAAUGGUCGUACAUGAAAUAAAAUUUUAUUAAAAACUAAAGAGAAGAAUUACAAAAAUUUUUUUUUUACUAUUUUCCAAACCGUUGAAAAUGGCAAUCGGCCUAGUUUUAGAAAUUCUUGAAAUGUUAUUUCUGAAGCUGCAAACUCGGGUGUAAACGCGACUUUUUUUUAGAAAAAAAAAUAAUUAAAUGCAUCUUCGGCCAUACUAAAGUAGAUUAUUUAAAGACCUGUUGCUGCAUUGAAGCCUAUAAUCUUAAGCCAUAAACUAUUUUAGCAGAAUUAAUUCUGCUAACAAUAACUAAUUCAUGUAAACAGUUUUUUAGAUUGUAUUGCAAAAACUACAGUUUUGGUAUUAAAAAUGAAAAAGUCAAAUUUAA